Messenger RNA from Euleptes europaea (tarantolino), 1674 nucleotides. It is a transcript of the gene PLEKHO2, whose product is annotated as pleckstrin homology domain containing O2. Gene Ontology annotation, biological process: macrophage apoptotic process. The transcript is spliced from 6 exons. The coding region runs from base 1 to 1674 and encodes 557 amino acids. The record is from RefSeq and is a predicted model, not a curated record. NCBI's taxonomy places the organism in Eukaryota, Metazoa, Chordata, Lepidosauria, Squamata, Sphaerodactylidae.
AUGGAAGAUGGCGUGAAGGAGGAGCUUCCGGAAAAACCGAAAUGCGCUUCUACUGCGGACAAAGCGGGCUGGGUCAAAAAGAGCAGCGGCGGCAUCCUGGGACUCUGGAAAGAGCGCUACGUUCUGCUUUGUAGGAGUCAGCUCUUGAUGUAUGAAGAUGAGGACGAACAGAAGUGCAUGGAAACGGUUGAGUUGGAAAACUAUGAGAAAUGCCAAGACUUGCGCGCCUUCUUGAACAGGAAGCAUCGGUUCAUUUUACUUCGCUCUCCGGGUUACAAGGUGCAAGAUAUCAAAUUUCAGGCAUGUCAUAAGGAAGAAAAGGAGUCGUGGAUGAAAGCCCUCAAUGAAGGCAUCAGCCGAGGCAAAAACCGGGUCUUUGAUGAGGUGAAAGUGGACCAAAGCCUUUCUCUGGAGCACGUGACCCGAGACAGAGCCAAAAUCGGCCAAGGACGCCGACCUCCAACCAGAAGCCACCUAAAAGAGGUUGCCAACGCCAUGUCCGACGGGAUCCUGAGACUUGACUUGGACGUCCCAGACAGCGGCCCUCCGAAUGCCACCUUGGAGACAAGCGACGCCGUUCACGUGGCCCCUCCUAAGGAGGCGGUCAAGCCGCCCAUGCCCCCGGCAAAACCUCCUGCCGAGAAGCUGAAUCCAGAUUCGACGCCCGAGCCGGAAGUCAAGAACCCUCCGAUGCCUCCUGCGAAGCCUGCUAAAGAAACAGAAGCACCCGGUGACCAUUUGAGCUCCGCAGAAGGUGACGGGGGUGUCCAAAUUGAUGAUGUGGAGGAAUCCAAAGUUGGUCCGGAGGUGGAGAAUUUGGCAGACGCCGGUGAAAAUGCGCUCAAAGUUCCGGUCCCUCCCCCAAAGGUCUUAUCUGCUAAGAUGAAGAUAACGUGGGACGAUCCAACUUCUGAAUUGCCGGUUGUCGGAAAUGGAAAUCCACCCGCGGCCGGCAGCAAAGAAAACCUCCAUGGAGAUGCCCAGGAGGGGACAAAACCUCCCACUCCUCCUCCUAAAAUUCUGUCAGAAAAGUUGAGAGCCAGCAUGAUAUCCCAACGGGGGCGCUCGGAGGUCGGCGCUUCCGAAGACGACCAGCGACUGGAUGACUCGAGUCCCCCCUUGAAUGGAAUGAACGGUGAAGGAGUUACGGGGUCACCUCCCGAGGAGCCAGUCUUCGGACCCAGUGAAGAGGAGAACCCCUUUCAAGAGCGGAGAGAAAAUUCCUCGGCGCAAGACGCUAAUAAGGAGAACUCGAGCCUUCCGGCGAAGGAUCAGGCGCCGGUGUCGGAGUCCGCGGGAAACCCUUCUAAUCCUAAGACUCGGUCGUCCUCCGUGGGGGACCUGCUGACGGAACCGAGGGAGAAGCCCCUGCUGGGGCAGGGUGUCCACCGGGGAGCGGCCCUCCAGAUGGCCCAGAUAGAAAAAAAGGUCGCCUACGAACGGGAGAGAACGGAAAAGCUGCUGCAGCAGGUACUGAGCGAGCAGCCCCGCACGGGCAACGGGCCGCCGACGAACCGAGAGGCGCUGCUCAGCGAGGCCGUGGAGCGGCUCCGGCAAGCCACGCAGGUCUUGCAAGAGAGCAAAGGCUCGGAAGAGCUGAGGAAGGAACUUCGGGAGAAGGGCAAAGGCUUGCCGAAGGACCUGGCGACGCUUUAUAGGAGAAGCGCUCCCUGA